Molecule: messenger RNA, 903 nt
Organism: Podospora pseudocomata
Lineage: Eukaryota; Fungi; Ascomycota; Sordariomycetes; Sordariales; Podosporaceae
Exons: 1
Coding region: 1-903 (300 amino acids)
Biological process (GO): ergosterol biosynthetic process
Cellular component (GO): endoplasmic reticulum
Molecular function (GO): sterol 24-C-methyltransferase activity
Source: RefSeq, a predicted model, not a curated record
AUGGGGACCGAUUCCGAGACCACGCCGCUGGUUAACGCCAACAUUGACCUGCAAUCCUACUACUCCUCGCUGGAGUCCCGCAUUGGGUAUCGCCUGCUACUUGGAGGCACCCGCCAUUUUGGAUACUGGAAACAUGAUACAUACUGGCCAUUCCCGCUAUCGAAGCCCCUGAGGGCAAUGGAAGACAAGCUGGCUGAGCUACUGGCUCUGCCCCGCGGCGCCGAGGUUCUUGAUGCGGGCUGCGGCGUGGGCCAUGUCGCAUUGCACAUGGCAAAAGCGCAUGGCUUGCGCAUCUCAGGUAUCGAUGUCGUUGAUCACCACAUCGCCAAGGCCAAGUGCAACAUUGGUCGUUCAGGGCUGCCUGAAGGCACUGUCACAGUCCGGAAAAUGGACUAUCACCACUUGGAGAAACUGCCGGAUGAGUCGCUUGACGGGGUUUAUACGAUGGAAACAUUUGUCCAUGCCACGGACCCAAAAGCUGUGCUCGCCGGGUUCUACCGUAUCCUUCGGCCAGGCGGCCGGCUGGCCCAAUUCGAGUACGACCACGAUCUGAUGGCCGACUCCCCAGAGGACAUGGCAGUCUCGAUGCGCAAGAUCAACCAGUAUGCCGCCAUGCCAACAAAUGAUAUAUCACACCCCGGUGUGUUCAAGAAGAUGGCCGAGGAUGCGGGGUUCGAGAAUGUCGUCGUCCACGAUCUCACACCGAACGUCAAGCCCAUUACACGGUUGUUCUUUGUGCUGGCCAUCAUCCCGUACUUGAUCGUUCGGCUGCUUGGACUCGAGAGGCACUUCAUCAACACGAUCGCUGCGGUAGAGACAUAUCGAGGGCUCGGGAGGUGGCGGUAUAUUGCGAUAUCUGCCAGCAAGCCAGGCGGUCCGCUGGAAGUGUCGAAGACGCGGUAG